AUGGAACAAUCAUACUCCUCAGCUACUCCUCCAACCAUGAUGCCUUCGAUUAAACCAUUCAAAGCAAAUACAUCUCCGAAUCCAUUUGUUAUUGAAAAUAAGAAACGAGAGGAAAAAUAUAAACCAAUUGUGAUGUAUAAAUGUGGAGCAUGCGGAAUGGAGAGCAACAAGUUUCUUGCAUGUGCCUCCUGUCAAAGUAAAUUAAUGUACAAAAAACGAACACCAAGAUUUAUUCAUCACGAUACGAAUUAA
Molecule: messenger RNA, 252 nt
Organism: Naegleria fowleri
Lineage: Eukaryota; Heterolobosea; Eutetramitea; Acrasida; Naegleriidae
Exons: 1
Coding region: 1-252 (83 amino acids)
Source: RefSeq, a predicted model, not a curated record